Molecule: messenger RNA, 4054 nt
Organism: Labeo rohita (rohu)
Lineage: Eukaryota; Metazoa; Chordata; Actinopteri; Cypriniformes; Cyprinidae
Product: protein rapunzel
Exons: 3
Coding region: 1231-2406 (391 amino acids)
Source: RefSeq, a predicted model, not a curated record
AAACACUAAAUUGGCAAUCUACGUAUACUUCUGUUUUAGAAAUUGUGAUUGUAUUACAUAGUUGAGCAUUAUAAAGCAAACGCUGACUGAAUUCUUACUGCGCACCUACAAAUGAGAAAGUAUAUUAUCGCUGGUUCACUUUAUUUUUGCAUGUCAAUGCAUAAAAGGACCAUAUGUGUGUGACCAAACAUAAAUGCGUACAUUUUAGAUAAAAAAUUAUAUGUUUUGUAGUUUAGAAUACAUUUGAAAGAGCCGUCGUGUGGAUAAAUCUUCAACGAUCAACAGACUCAUGGGGGUUUUAUUGUUAGUCGUGGUGUUUACAAUCAAACAGCAUUUCAUUUAAACUUUAGAUUGUAGUAAAAUUCCUCACUGGAAAUUUUUUUUUAUUUUCAAAUGAAAUAUAAUGAGCUUUCAAGUAACUAGCUAUAUAUACUCUGUAACCCAAAAAUCAUGUCCAUUUCUUGUUUAUGAUGAUAUGUAUUCACAAAUAAAACAAGUAUAAUCUAGAAAUGUGUUUCAAAGUAUCAACAGCCAUUCAGAUGCGUUUAAGUUAUGGAUCUUAUUCAACAUACUUUUUAACUGUAAUUUGAUGUAUGUCAAUCCAUCACAGCCUUGCAAGGUUAAUAUAAGGUUCAUAUCUUAAAGGAAAAGUAUAAGAGGCUAAGAGAUAUUUUAGAGAGAUGAUUUCCCGUUACAAAACAUAUUAUGGUAACCAUUAAUGUAAAUAAUUAAAGGGCAAGACUUACAUUCUUGAACAUGCACUAUGGUAUUUUUGUGAAAACUGUGGUUACUACGGUAAAUAAGAGGUAGAGGACAAUACCUAAGUCAUUCUCCUUCACAAUAGCAACAAAAGAUGUACUAUGAUAAUUUGGUGCAAACCAUCGUACAUUUUGUACUUUUUAUACUUAAAUAUUUAUUUUACACCAGACACAUAAACCAUACUAUCCUAUUCAGGUGGAAACUGUUACAGUUGUACAUUCUGUAAUGGAUAAAGGUCAAUACUUAAAAUUCCUUCAGAGUGUAGUAGAAGGGUGUGCCACACGCUUUAGAGAAGAACCAGCGCAUGAUCAGACGUUGUGCGAGACAGAUCAGCGUGAACUUUUGCUUUAUUUUAUUCAAAGCCAUUCGUGAUCGAUUGGAAGCAAGCCCACCCUGACUCACACUGACCACUCAAAGGUUGAGAGGAAACAAGGACUGACACAUAGAUAUUUUUGCUGUUGAAACUGAAAGAUGGCCGAACAACUGCAGAAACUUGUUGCACAGAAGAAGGAUGUUGUCGAGACGGUCAUGGAAGUGUUUGAGCAGGGGGCGGAAGUGGUGGCCAGCAUCGCUGGAGAUCUGUUCCCCGUGUUCUCCAUCGCAGCUCCGAUCGUAAAGCUGGCUCUGGAUAACGUGGAAAGCAAAGAGGCGGAGUACAUGAAGGAGCAGUUCCAGAAAGUCCGAGAUCGUCUAGAAGUCGUCUCUGAAGAAGUCCAGCAAAUAAACCAGGAGAUCAAGAAGAGCGGUGUAGAUGCCACCUAUUUCUCCGUGGAGGAAAAUCUGACCAACCAAUUCCGCAAAUUCAUGGACGUCCUGAAUGCGAAACCUAAAUUCAGGGAGGUCAGAAAGAAAACGUUCCUGGAUCACUUCAACAGGACAGGCAGUGAUAAAAAUCUGCACACUUUAUAUAAUGCCGUAACCGGAGAUAACUUCUCAGGAGAGUCUGUGCUGGAAAUCACUCUGAACUAUGAGCAAAAGAGCCGUAGGGCAGUGGAGGAGUUUUGUGCUACCCUCAAAAAGUUGUUCUGCGUCGGUUUGAUUGCUUUACUGGGACAUGCAGCGUUGAAAGGCAAUGAUGAUGAGGAGAAGCUGCUUCAAGAGUGGAGCGAGAAGAUGAAAGUGGUGCAGGAUAAAAUGAAUGUCGUGAUCGAAGACUGCAUCAAUAGCUUUCCGACGCAGGCCGAGCUGGAUGCCAAACGCAUAGUGAGAGACCAAAGCGACAAAAGCAACCAGCAACUGGCCGACUUGCUGGUAGAGCACCUGAAAAAGAAGUACGACUGGGUUUGCUGGUCAGUCCGCGUCUUUAGCUCCCCCACCGGCUUGUUCACCAACAAGAAAGACUUCCACGGUUUAACGGGAAAGAGUCGCUUUCAAGUGCCGUCGUCAGAUGACAAGCUAAACGUUGUGGUCUCCUACAGCGCCUCACCUGAACCUGUUGAUAAAGCCCGGAUACAGAGCCUGAUUUUGGAGCAGAAGAAGAUCAUGAUGACGCCGUUGGCUGAACUGCUUUUUGAGACAAUCCCUGUCAGUGUGGUUCACACAAUCAAGACCUCAUGCAAAGAGCUGGGCUUCUCCAGCAGCUUCUCGGACGAGCUGCACUUCUUUGAGGAGUUCAAGAACUACUGUGUCUUUCUUCAUUCUGCUUAAACAAAGAGGGGAAAUAGGAAUAGUAUGAUUAACAGAAAUACUAUGAUUAAAUCACUAUAAUUAGACUAUGACCAAAAUCAACUAUUGUACUCUACACUCUUUCUUUUUUCAUCUUUUUUCCUAGUUUUUUGACCUUUAUCUCUGCUUGUUUUAAAGCUGUAAAUGAACACUUUAUUAUAUCAUAUUUGUGUUUUAAUAUACCAAGUGUGUCAUACUCCCUUAUUAGUGUAUUUUUUGGGUGAUAGUAGGGUUUUAGGGACAAGGCUGGUAAAAUAGGUCAGGCAGCUCACCAACAGACCGUCCACGUUCACUGAUUGUAUGCAAAAUGUUUACACAGUUGUGGUUAAAAGUUAAGAGGAAAAGUUUUCACAUUUUUAACAUUUAACAUUUUUGACAGAAAUAUUUCUAGGUCUUUAGAUAUUCUCAAGCAAAAGUUUUUCCCCCCUUUUUUUUAAAUAGUUACUAUUUUACUAUUAUACUAUUUAAAAUAGUUUAAAAAGUUCUUACCUUAAUAUAUGCAUAAAGUAAGGAGUAAGAAUAAAUAAAUAAAUAAUACAUAAAACCAACAAAAUUAAAGAACAAAGCAUAGCAAAGCAUAGAAAAUAGGUCUCAUUUUUUUUUUCGCUUUAUUAGUUUGUCUGACCUAUUAAUACUUUUAAUAUUUGGAUGGACUUUUGAUUACAAAGUCUGUGCACAUUUUUCAACUGUGUUUUCUGUGUGUUAGCAGGGAUUGCUGCAUCUUUUUUCUGCGCCAAUCUAUUAUUGUGCUUUAAUCUAUAUCAGAUUUUACUUGCCCAUAAAUGGCAUGGCAAAACAACACUUUACCAGUCAGUCAGGUCUCUUUCUGUCUAAGUAGGCAGUUCUUGCCUGUAAUUUACAAGUAAACUAGACUGUCUGGUAAGAUUACUCUAGAACAAAUUUCACUACCAUCAAAGGUUUAGACAAAAAACCUGCACAAGUGACCACUAUAGAUUCUGACUGAGCACUCUGAGUACUCUAUUGUUCCUUAAUUAAAUACAUGCAUUUAGCAAGGAUGCAAUAAACUGAUCAAAACUGACAGUUUAGACAUUUAUAAUGUUAUAAAAGAUUUCUAUUUCAAAUAAAUAUUCAUUUAAAAAUCAACAGUGGUAAUAAAUGUUUCUUGAGCAGCAAAUCAGCAUAUUAGAAUGAUUUCUGAAUGAUCAUGCGAUACUGGAGAUAAAUAACGAUGCUGAAAAUUCAGCUUUGCAUCACAGGAAUAAAUUACAUGUUAAAAUAGAUUCAAAUGUAAAACAGUUAUUUUAAAUUGCAAUAAUAUUUACAAUAUUACUGUUUUUACUGUACUUUUGUGUCAAAUAUGCAGCCUUAGUGAUCAUAAGAAAUUUUCAGAAACAUUAAAAAAUCAUACCAACCUCAAACGUUUGAAUGGUUGAAUGUUAAGUAAUCAUAUUAGCACAUUCCUGAAGUGUAUUAAAGUCCCUUCUACACAUCAUAGAUGACACAACAUCGAAAUUUACGCUAUUUACUUUACUAAAGGAUCAUUCUAAGUGAAACUAUCAAAGUAGAAUCUGUCAAAUCUGCCUGUUAUUAUCAGACAUACAGAUGUGGUAAAGAAGUAUGCAACCUACAUUUUCUCUUGCUAUUGUUUAAUAAAACAAUCCAUAAAUCA